AUGGUAGAACUGCUAUCCUACCUUCCCCGCUUCAAGGAUGACUCCACUCUCCGAAAGGCCUCUAGCAGGAAAAAUUUGAAAAAGGAGAAGAAGGUAACCUCUGAACUGAACUCUGAACAGAUGAAGCAGUCUUCCAUAAAUCAAGUGGAUAAAAUUCCAGCUUCAGUGAAUGUAAGGAGAGUAUUACUGCACCGUCGCAUGUGUACGAACAACCAGGAAAGAAUCCAAGGUUAG
Necator americanus (New World hookworm) is the source of this 234-nucleotide messenger RNA. RefSeq lists its product as uncharacterized. The record is from RefSeq and is a predicted model, not a curated record. The coding region runs from base 1 to 234 and encodes 77 amino acids. The transcript has 4 exons. Lineage: Eukaryota; Metazoa; Nematoda; Chromadorea; Rhabditida; Ancylostomatidae.